AUGUCAGUAAUUGUGACACUAAGGGCACCUAAUAUAAGAAACUAUUUUACAUUUCGAUCAUAUAGCACAAUGGAAUGGACUUUACCGAAGUUAGUAAAGAGAAUUUUGCCGCCUUUAGAUGGAACACUGCAUAAAGGACAGGCUGGUAGAAUUGGUAUUGUAGGGGGAUCAUUGGAAUAUACAGGAGCCCCAUAUUUCGCUGGAAUAAGUGCUUUAAAGGUUGGAGCCGACUUAGUACAUAUCUUUUGUUCAACGCCAGCAGCUUCUGUUAUAAAAUCAUAUAGCCCAGAGUUAAUUGUUCAUCCAUUACUGGAUCAACCAAAUGCAAUUGACAAGAUUACACCAUGGCUUGAAAGACUACAUGUAUUGGUUAUUGGGCCAGGUUUGGGUCGGGAAAUAGACACAUUUACUGUAGUAUCUCAACUCAUAAAGUUAAUUGGUGUUAAACAAAUACCACUCAUUAUCGAUGCAGAUGGAUUGUUUUUAAUAACGGAAAAACCCGAGCUAUUGGAGAACUUUUCUUCACCUGUGAUAUUGACACCAAAUAAAAUUGAAUUUGAACGACUUUACAACAAAUUGAGUACUUCGGCCGGUUUGGCUGAGUUGGGAAAAAAUGUAACUAUAUUAAGGAAAGGUCAAACAGAUGAGUUGCUUUGCUACCAUUCUAAUCUACAGUGGAAAAUCAAUACAGGUGGUUCAGGGAGACGAUGUGGAGGCCAAGGGGACAUUCUUUCGGGAUCCAUAGCAACAUUUCUCCAUUGGGCAAUCAAUUCAUCAAAUAAAAUUGAGAUUGGUGUCAAUGUUGAUAAAAUGUUAUUAUUAUCAUCAUUAUCAUGUUUCGCUGCUGCUAAACUUGUGAGAUUGUGUAAUGAGAAGGCAUUUAAAGCUAAAGGAAGGAGUAUGUUAGCUGUGGAUAUGAUUGAAUACAUACAUGAAUCAUUUCAGGAACUAUAUGAGAACUGA
Messenger RNA from Danaus chrysippus (African queen), 963 nucleotides. The record is from the annotation of a GenBank genome assembly. NCBI's taxonomy places the organism in Eukaryota, Metazoa, Arthropoda, Insecta, Lepidoptera, Nymphalidae.